This is a messenger RNA of Alternaria arbusti, 753 nucleotides long. RefSeq lists its product as uncharacterized. NCBI's taxonomy places the organism in Eukaryota, Fungi, Ascomycota, Dothideomycetes, Pleosporales, Pleosporaceae. The transcript is spliced from 2 exons. The record is from RefSeq and is a predicted model, not a curated record. The coding region runs from base 1 to 753 and encodes 250 amino acids.
AUGGCCGGUCGCGGAAACUUCAGUUUCCAAAACAACUAUCCCAACCAGGGCCACAAUAGCCCUUACCAAAACAAUCCGAACCAAUAUGCCAACCCGAACCAAUACGCCAAUUCGAACCAACACGCCAAUUCAAACCAGUAUGCCAAUUCGAACCAAUUCGCCAAUAAUUCGCAACGCAGCGGAGCUUAUUCCAACUCUCACCAAUCCGACAAUAAUGUGCGAUACGGCGCGUACAAUGCGCAGGACUCAAUGGGAACGGAGUCGCGAAAGAAGAUGAAAUUUUACACUCCCAAUGCACCCAACAAGAUUGACUACGAUAUGGCUAUGGCAGUCGCGCGCGACUAUCGCGACACAACUUUUGAGAUAGUGAGAAAUGGUGAAGAGCUUAUUCCUUUGCAUUCUUUGCAAGUCGAUCAAGUCAACGAAUUCGAGGAUUCGCACAACAUAUAUAUGGAAGCCGAGCGAAAGGUGAACGAGUACCUUGCGCAACAAGCCAGCGGACCUGUUUCGAAUACGACUACUGGCACUCCCCUCGAUACGCCGGAACUCCGAGCCCUGAUCACCUCGAUAGUGCGUGAGCAGAUCGCAGAGAUCUUACAGCAAGCGUCAGCUUCUAUCUUGAUCGGCAAUCGUGGGAACAUGCCUGCGAAUGAGCACAACCAGACUUCGCCUCUGCAGCAGAGCAGUGCGCAACCUGGCCAGACUUCGACAAAUGUUCCAUCCAAUAGCCAAUUCAUCAAGCCGGAACCUUGA